AUGUCCCAAGACUCUGCUUGGAUGUCUGAAUCUAGCAAUGAACACAAAACCAAAAAUAUGGAGUUUGGCUACGUCCCUGGAUUCAUUAACAUGGGACAAAGGUCCCCUGACUUCCAUUAUCGAGCUAGAAUAAAUUCACAUGGAUUCUUGAUGAAUUUCGUUUUGUACAGAAGCGAGGCAACUGGGGAUAUUGGUUCAUCAGUCAAGCUGUUUGGACAACAAGAGCGUCAUCCUGUCAGAACUGUCUCCUGCAGUGAUUCCAUUCUAUACAAUGACAAGGCAUCUUUAAUAGGACGUCACCUUAAGCAUGCAGCAGGGGCCAUCACUGUUGCUUCCAACUCCCCGCGAAGCAAGGACGGAAGGCCGGACGCCCCAGACGCUCCUAAGUUUCUCCCAGCCCCUCGGCCCUUACUGCAGCAUGAUGCGGGAGCAGAGACCAAACGCAGCCCCGGACGGAGGCGGACGGAGGUUGGGCGAGAGCUCGAGUCGCCCCCAACCCCCAACCCAAAAUCGGCCCGGUUCCCUGGACCAACGGAGCCGGGACAGGUCGGCUGCAAGAUGCUAAGCCUCCCGCCCUCCCUCCUUCCCCGCUGCCGGUGCCCAGACCCCUGCCCUCCUCCGUCCUUCAUCCUCCCCGCAGCCGGUGCCCAGGCACCUGCCCUCCUCCAUCCUCCCCGCAGCCGGUGCCCGGACACCUGCCCUCCUCUAUCCUCCCCGCAGUCUGUUCUCCAUCCUCCCUGCAGCCGGUGCCCAGACACCUGCCCUCCUUCCUCCAUCCUCCUCGCAGCCGGUGCCCAGACACCUGCCCUUCUCCCUCCAUCCUCCCUACAGCCGGUACCCAGACACCUGCUCUCCUCUAUCCUCCCCGCAGCCUAUGCCCAGACACCUGCCCUCCUCCAUCCUCCAUCCUCCCCAGCAGCCGAUGCCCAGACACCUGCUCUCCUCCAUCCUCCAUCCUCCCCAGCAGCCGAUGCCCAGACACCUGCUCUCCUCCAUCCUCCCCGCAGCCGGUGCCCAGACACCUGCCCUUCUCCAUCCUCCCCGCAGCCUGUGCCCAGACACCUGCCCUCCUCCAUCCUCCAUCCUCCCCAGCAGCCGAUGCCCAGACACCUGCUCUCCUCCAUCCUCCCCUCAGCCGGUGCCCAGACACCUGCCCUUCUCCAUCCUCCCCGUAGCCGGUGCCCAGACACCCCUCCUCUAUGCUCCCCCAGCUGGUCCUCCAUCCUCCCCACAGUCGGUGCCUGCACACCUGCCCUCCUCCAUCCUCCCCGCAGCUGGUUCCCAGACAUGUUCCCUUCUCUAUCCUCCCCGCAGCUGGUGCCCAGACAAGUGUCCUCCUCCAUCCUCCCCGCAGCCGGUCCUCCAUCCUCCCCGAAGCCAGUGUCCAGACACCUGCCCUCCUCCCUCCAUCCUCCCCAGCAGCCGGUGCCCAGACACCUGCCCUCCUCCCUCCAUCCUCCCCCGCAGCCGGUGCCCAGACACCUGCCCUCCACCAUCCUCCCCGCAGGCGGUGCCCAGACACCUCCCCUCCUCUAUCCUCCCCCAGCUGGUCCUCCAUCCUCCCCACACAACUGCCCUGCUUCAUCCUCCCCGCAGCCGCAGCCGAUGCUCAGACACCUGCCCUCCUCCAUCCUCCCCGCAGCCGGUGCCCAGACACCUGCCCUCCUCCCUCCAUCCUCCCCAGCAGCCGAUGCCCAGACACCUGCCCUCCUCCCUCCAUCCUCCCCAGCAGCCGGUGCCCAGACACCUGCCCUCCUCCCUCCAUCCUCCCCAGCAGCCGGUGCCCAGACACCUGCCCUCCUCCCUCCAUCCUCCCCAGCAGCCGGUGCCCAGACACCUGCCCUCCUCCCUCCUCCCUCCCCAGCAGCCGGUGCUCAGACACCUGCCCUCCUCCAUCCUCCCCACAGCCGGUGCCCGCACACCUGCCCUCCUCCAUCCUCCCCGCAGCCCGUGCCCGCAUCCUGCCCACCUCCAUCCUCCCCGCAGCCGGUGCCCAGACACCUGCCCUCCUCCAUCCUCCGCGCAGCCUGUGCCCACAUCCUUCCCUCCUCUCUCUGCCCUGCCUGCAGCCAGGCAGGGCACCCGCCUUUCCGCGGCUGGCCAGUCGGUCCCCCUGAUCCCCCUGCCACGGGGAUAAUCCCCUCCGGACCCGGCCACCCCUGA
Tachyglossus aculeatus (Australian echidna) is the source of this 2163-nucleotide messenger RNA. Its product is annotated as basic proline-rich protein-like. NCBI's taxonomy places the organism in Eukaryota, Metazoa, Chordata, Mammalia, Monotremata, Tachyglossidae. The record is from RefSeq and is a predicted model, not a curated record. The coding region runs from base 1 to 2163 and encodes 720 amino acids. The transcript has 6 exons.